Coregonus clupeaformis (lake whitefish) is the source of this 6326-nucleotide messenger RNA. RefSeq names its product sphingosine-1-phosphate lyase 1 (gene sgpl1). Gene Ontology annotation, cellular component: endoplasmic reticulum. Gene Ontology annotation, biological process: sphingolipid catabolic process; carboxylic acid metabolic process. The transcript is spliced from 14 exons. The record is from RefSeq and is a predicted model, not a curated record. Bases 1429 to 3141 code for a protein of 570 amino acids. Gene Ontology annotation, molecular function: sphinganine-1-phosphate aldolase activity; pyridoxal phosphate binding. NCBI's taxonomy places the organism in Eukaryota, Metazoa, Chordata, Actinopteri, Salmoniformes, Salmonidae.
UCGCGGAAGCAGAAGUAAUGCUUGAUUCUGUUGGCGCGAGUCAAGAUAGAGGAAAUUAUUGGAAUAGGCUACUGUAACGUCUAAGAAUGGAGCUAAAAGGUCUAAAGUUGUAAAUCAAGAUAAGCCUCGGUAUGAUAAUGCAUCAUUCCUUGUUGGAGUGCGAUAAAUGAGCAAGGAUGUUUUUUUGGGGAAACCCGUUUGCGGUCACAAAGAUAGUGAAGAAUGCAUUGGACUUGUGGAGUCAGCCAAAGUGAACAGGAGUGGUAUGAUGUUGAUUUCAUGUGUGCCAAAAGGAGAAAGCGCUGUGGAUGUAGAAAUUAUCGACACAUGAAGUGGAAUGCUAUGAUUAUCGGAGUAGGGCACCGAUAAAAAGUGUAAUAUCUGGCAUCUCGAUGGAUAUUGAGGCUUCGUGGUUUAAUUAAGAUGAACAUGCCAGGAAUAGUUGAUUCACGUCGCUUAACCCGCACUGUGAAUGUAAAGAAAGAGGAAAGCCUUUCUGUAUUAUCGAUGUUUGAUGAAUAAUUUAUCCCGACCCAUGUAAGGCUGGGAUAUAAUUUAUGAGAUGUGCGAUGCAAGCUUAUGUACAACAGCCACUUCAAUGUCACGAAUGUAAAAAGUUUGGCCACCUGUCAAGUGUUUGCAGACGGAAUAUUAUUUUUGAAUAGUCUGUGACGGUAAUCACGUUCCAGAGUGCCCUGUUAGGGUUAAGGAGGUCAAAGUAGGUAGGAUCAGGGCUGUCGAGAAGGUCUCCUAUGCAGAGGCAGUGAACAUUGACGAAGAGGCGAGGAGAGUUCAUGAAGCUAUGGCAGUGGAUGAUGCCCAAUAGUAUGUGGAUGUCAGUCAGUUGAAAGAUUCUGAAACACUAAUCCUGAAGAAUGUUGAUUUUGUUGCGUUAAUUGCGCAGGUGAUUAAUUGUACAGGACAAACUAACAAAAAAUCGAAGAAACUGUAAAUCAUUGUGAAAGCGGCUAAAAUGUUAUUGGAUCUCCAGGAUUUCACUGCUGAAACAUUGCAGGGAAUACUGUCUGAAGAUGCUUCCCCCUCUCAGGCCACAGAGCCUGUGUAGGGAUCUGAGCACAUUUGAAUAAGUGAAUGAGUACAAUUACUUUCGUUUUGUUUUUUGAGAAUAAUAUGAGUGUGUUUUAUAAAUGUUUUAGUUUAAAAAACAAAAUCGUUAAAGUAUCUCAGUUUUUACCCCACCCAGUAGGUGGCGGCAAUACACCUUUUUGGAUGUAUUCCGCCAAUAAAGGUUGCUUGCUUUUAGUUGCUGGUCACUUCCUGAAUAUAGGUUACGAUUGUCUGUAAUAUAGUGGCAUGUUUAUCAGAUCCUCGACCACAAAGCAAGCUAUACAGAAAUAUUGAAGUGACUUUCCCUACUAAGAAAAAGUGAAGACAACCAUUUGCUGAAGGCUUGCCUUGACACUAACCAUGGACUAUUGGAGUGCCUUGGAGGUGUACAAGGAGAUGCUAUUGCUCUACCUGGAGGAAGGCAGGCGGCUUGUGAACACCAACUGCGAGGAGCUGGAACCAUGGCAGAUCAUUGGAGCUACUCUCAUCUCGACCCUAGGAGCAGUCUGGGUCAAAGGCUUCCUGUUUCAGCAAGAAACCCUGACAUCCCGAAUCAAGAAGCAGUGCUUUCGACUCAUCAGAAAAAUACCCUUUGUUGGCGCGACAAUCCAGACCCAGCUGAACAAGGCCCUGGCUGACAUGUCUCUCAGUCUUUGCACACUGAAGGAGGGUAUGAGCUAUACCAAACAGCUGCCUGAACAAGGGCUAACCCAAGUUGAAGUUCUAGACAGAAUCAGAGAGUAUCAAACACUGAAUGAAGUGGAUUGGGAGAAAGGACGAGUUUCAGGCGCAGUGUACUGGGGAGAUCAGACACUUACCAAACUUUUGGUGAAAGUGUAUGGAGACUUUGCAUGGAGCAACCCACUUCACCCAGACCUCUUUCCUGGUGUGAGGAAGAUGGAGGCAGAGAUUGUGAGAAUGGCGUGUACCCUCUUCAACGGUGGGCCCAACUCUUGUGGCACAGUCACCUCCGGAGGAACUGAAAGCAUAUUGAUGGCAUGCAAGGCGUACAGAGACAUGGCCUAUGAGCGGGGUGUGAAACAUCCUGAAAUCAUUGCACCAGUCAGUGUCCAUGCAGCCUUUGACAAAGCAGCAAACUACUUUGGAAUGAAGCUUGUUCAUAUUCCCCUGGACAAGAAGACCAUGAAAGUGGAUGUUCAGGCUAUGAGGAGAGCCAUCAACAAGAACACAGCCAUGCUUGUGUGCUCCGCACCCCAGUUCCCCCAUGGAAUCAUUGAUCCUAUUGAGGAAGUAGGAAAGCUGGCUGUAAAGUACAACCUCCCUCUGCACGUGGAUGCUUGUUUGGGAGGGUUUCUCAUUGUGUUCAUGGCCAAAGCCAAUUACCCACUGGCUCCCUUUGACUUCAGGGUAAAGGGUGUGACCAGCAUCUCUGCAGACACACACAAGUAUGGCUUCGCCCCCAAAGGUUCAUCAGUGAUCCUGUAUAGUGACAAGAAGUACAGGCAUUACCAGUACUUUGUGGCUCCAGACUGGCAGGGGGGCAUCUAUGCGUCCCCAUCAGUGGCAGGUUCUCGGCCAGGAGGUAUCAUCGCAGCGUGCUGGGCCACCAUGAUGUACAUGGGAGAAGAUGGCUACAUAAAGACUACCAAGAAGAUCAUUGACACUGCACGCACCAUCAAGACAGAAAUCCGUAAGAUAGACGGAGUGUUUGUGUUUGGAGACCCUGAAGUGUCGGUGGUGGCAAUAGGCUCUGACGUCUUCGACAUUUUCCGUUUAUCCAACGCACUGACGUCAAAGGGUUGGAAUCUCAACACGCUACAGUAUCCAUCCAGCAUCCAUAUCUGUUGUACAGUACUACACACACAGGAAGGUGUGGCCAAACAGUUCAUCAGUGAGGUCAAAGAGCAGGUGGCUCUCAUCUUGAAGAAUCCCAAUGAGAAGACCACUGGAAUGGGAGCGAUUUAUGGCAUGGCCCAGUCCAUCCCUGACAGAUCCAUGGUGACAGAGAUCUCCUGCGGUUUCCUGGACUGCCUCUACAGCACAGAGGAGCCCAAGUCAUCUCAGCCCCAGAAGACCCAUAUAAAUGGCAACAGCAACGGCAAGGCCCACUGAGUAGGCUGGCUGUGGCCUGGACACACACCUGGGUCAUGUUCAUUAGGGCACGCAAUGGAAAGCGUUGUAAAACGUUUUGCAUCGUAAAAAGAAAAUAAGUGUUUCUUAUUAGACAAGUUCAGGUAGUCCCUCCCUGUUUCAGUGCGUUUUCUUCCAUUUGGUGCCUAAUGAACACAGCCCUGGUUACCAGCUUGCUUCACCUCUGCUCCAUCCACUGCAUCACUCAACAGUUGCAUUAUCCUGCCCACCUUUUAUCUAUCUACUCACCCUUUUGCAGAUAUCUUCUGAAGCACAAGCCAUUGUUUUCAGCUACCGUAAGUGACGUUUUUCAAAUAUGUAGAAAGUGAAAGCACAUGUAAAAUAUGUAGAAUAGCAGCUCAAACCAUUCAGAUAGGGUUUGAUCUGUUUUUGUGAUUUCUUUAUGUAAUAUACAGUUGUGGGUUUAAAAAAAGUUCUAUUCAGCACUUGACGACGGUUUUAUUCAAGUUUCAUUUCAAUGUCUGUUCUUUCUCGAGAUUUUCUGUUUCAGUUAGGUGCUAUGAACUCUUUAAUUUACAAUAUCCUGAUAUCUCUCUCACAUAAUUGUCUCGAUCUAAAGUGGUGAUUGAAAAUAUUCUAGAUACCUUUUUUUUAUUUUUUAUAUCAGAAACAAUUCAGCCUCCAAGUAAUGUUUGGAGAGAGCAAGAUCACAAUCAUGUCAGAGAAAACCCCUCUACUGCCCCCUAUCAGAAAACACAAUUUUCUUCUCAAUACUCAUGUUCCAGGUACUUACAACAUAGUGAUUAAAUCAGUCUCUGUUUGAUUAAUGUACAACAAAUAACGGUUUUAACUGAAAAUCAAUGUAAUUUCCUAGUGAAAUAAAUAAUGACGCAAUGAACAGUAAUGAAUGAUAGAGGAGCAAUCAUAUCUGCAUGGAUUUGUAAGGACAACCAACUUUAAUCAUUUAAGACUUGAGCUCCUUUUGAAUUUAACACAUUACCUUCCUAGGCACUUAUUGUACUAUAUUGCAUAUAUACAUGUAUUCCUAAUUGUGGUCCAUCUGUGGCUAAUUGCAUCUUUCAGUAAUAAUUCAGACAGCAGGAAACCCUGGCUGCUGUAGUACACUAACUAGUAUACUCUGCACUGCCAAUAUGUUAAGAAUCUGAGACUGCAAUCCUCUGAUUUGACAACAUAUUCAUUAUCCCCUUCUAUUCUUUGAGUCAAUGGUUUAGUCUUGAAUUGAAUAUUCUGGCCAAGAAUUGAUCUCAAGGAACAGAAAACAACUUAUUUCAGCAUCUUUAUAGGCUUUUUUAAGUCUCCAUAAUCUCAGAUGUAAUCGUUUUUGAUGUGUUCUUGUAGUAAAUUAAUUGACUUCUCUUCUAAUUUUAUCUACCUCAGUUUCUGUUCAAUGCAAUUGUGUUGCUUAUUCACCCAGUAACAUCAUUGUAAGGCUAAAGAAGACAGGAAAAGCCUUAUGUAACGUUUAAACUUUUCAGACUAAACUGUUAUGGCAUAUGAGAAACUGCAAACUGUUCUUAAAAGCAAUGAUACUGGGAUGAAACAGUUUGCAAAAAAACACCCCUACUGUACACUUGGUAGGCAACCCCCCCAAAAAGUUUGAUCUUUCCCCUCAAUAUUUUCCAUGUGCAUUCACAUUAGUGUUUGUAGUCAAACUUAAGUGCAUAUCAGCUGUUUUCUUUCCAUGUCUGUGUCGCAGAUGUUUUCACUUUCUGGAGUCAUAAGAAGGGAAAUAGUCUGACAUGAAUGUUAUGAUGAUUUGAAUCAAACCAUUGAAUUAUGACUUUUAGCCUAGUCCUGUUGUAUCAUUCUUAAGCAUUGACUAUGUAACCACUGUGUGUUAUUGUAUUUUUUAUUAAUCACAAAUUGUCUCAUGUCAUUUUUAUUUUUGUUUUCUUAUCUUGAACCAUUGUGUUUUUAUUUUUGACUGCAGGGUAAGCACUAGUUUGGAGGUCAAUUCCGGUCCUCAAGGGCUGCAGUGUCUAGCUAGUUUGUUCUUUGAUUGAUUUUCUAGCGCCAAUGCUUGAUUAUAUAGCAAGAAUGAAAACCAAUAGACAGGGUGACCCUCAAGGACUGGAGUUGAGGACACUAGCUGGAUUACCUGAAAAUAUACAGUAAGUCUAGAGUGGAACAGUACCACUGAAAAAGGCACAUAGUUGUCAAAGACCUGACAAUGGAUUCAUCCUGUGGUGUCUAUUUUUCGGUGGAGCUGUCAAUGGGGAAAUAUCCACUAAUAUUUUGUGACAUUUUAAUAGCCAGGAUAUGAUAUUCAAUUGCAAUAGAAACAUGUACGUGUCCUUAUGGAAAAUAUUGGGAUAGUAUUAGUACUUGAGAAAUUGCUGCUUAGUGAUUACCCCACCAUAUUAUAUAAUCUGUAAAUUGUACAGUGAGAAUCUGUAAACUUUACGAAUGUGCAGUGAAAAUCUUAACGAAGCACCUUACCCUCUAGGAGGUAUGGUAAAAAAUCAUGCCUUCUGUUAAUGUUGUAAGGGCAUCAUUUUCACAGCAAUAGGCAUUUACCUGUAUGCCUUUAUAGGCCAGAUUGAUGAGUGCUAUUGGGUAAUGCCAAUGAAUAGAUCCAUAACAACAAUCUAUGUAUCUCUAAAGAAUGUAGAUUCUAUUUCUAUGUAACGAUCAGCCUCAGGGAUUUGGCUUCAUAACAUCAAGUUCAGUAAGGUCCCGUUCUCUUUUAUACUGUACAUGUAAAUGUUGUUAUUGAAAUAUAAUUAAAUGUUUAGAAAAUAAAAAUAUAUAGUGGCAUGAGUUUGUAGCUAUCUCGUGAGCUGGGCAUAAUUAAAAAUAAUACUAGUAAUAUGUUUUAUAUACUGUACUCUGCCUGGGGCGGCCAAAUCACUACAUCCACCCCUUACUAUUGUGUAAUUGUUUGCUAUCCUUCAUUAUUCCAGAGGAAACACCAUUUGAAAGCAUUUGUUGGCCUUGACUACACUCCUUUUAAGCACAAUUGAUCCAAAAAUACUUUCAGCACGCAGGAAGCUAAGCACCAUACCAUUUUCAAUAAGCCUACAACAGCUGUUCCAUUUAUGUUAUUUUUAGAGAAAAAAGUUCAAUGUGAUGAAACCUUGUUUAUAAUCUUGUGAUUUCUAGGAGGGGUGAAAUAUUCUGAGGCUGACCCCAUUUGUCUGCAGACCUCUCUUUGGACAAAUUAAUAAACAGACACGUACUGGUUA